This is a messenger RNA of Microdochium trichocladiopsis, 324 nucleotides long. RefSeq lists its product as uncharacterized. NCBI's taxonomy places the organism in Eukaryota, Fungi, Ascomycota, Sordariomycetes, Xylariales, Microdochiaceae. The annotation marks the transcript as partial. Gene Ontology annotation, molecular function: catalytic activity. The record is from RefSeq and is a predicted model, not a curated record. The transcript is spliced from 2 exons.
GAAGUCCCCGUCGUCCGAUGCGUCGGACUGGACUACACCAGCCACAGUAGAGAGACAGGCCACAUAAUACCAAAGGAGCCCUCCAUGUUAAUCAAGCCGAACAGGACCGUAGAGGACCACGGCCAUCAAUGCCAUCAUCCACAAGGUCGCGCAGAAGACGCAGCCCGACUACGGGGCGAGCUGUGCAUCGUGCUGGGUCGCGACGCCAAGGACGUCUCCGAAGCUGACGCGCUCUCAUACGUGGCGCCAUACACCUGUAGCAACGACUUCUCUGCCCGCGAGCUCCAGCAAGACGCCGAGCUGGCCGGGCAUAUGCCACAGUAG